Messenger RNA from Cinclus cinclus, 4421 nucleotides. RefSeq names its product BTG anti-proliferation factor 2 (gene BTG2). Gene Ontology annotation, biological process: negative regulation of mitotic cell cycle; negative regulation of cell population proliferation. NCBI's taxonomy places the organism in Eukaryota, Metazoa, Chordata, Aves, Passeriformes, Cinclidae. Gene Ontology annotation, cellular component: nucleus; cytoplasm. Bases 32 to 550 code for a protein of 172 amino acids. The record is from RefSeq and is a predicted model, not a curated record. The transcript is spliced from 2 exons.
AGGUCGCAGGUGUCGCCCCGUCCCCGCCGGGAUGAGCCACGGCCACCGCCACAGCCACCACCACCACCGCCGCGGCCCCCGGGCCGACAUGGUGCCCGAGAUCGCCGCCGCCGUGGGCUUCGUGUCCGGCCUGCUGCGGACGCGGGGCUGCGUCAGCGAGCAGCAGCUGCAGGUGUUCAGCGGGGCGCUGCGGGAGGCGCUCACAGAGCACUACAAACACCACUGGUUCCCAGAGAAACCCUUCAAAGGCUCCGGGUACCGCUGCAUCCGCAUCAACCACAGGAUGGAUCCCAUCAUCAGCAAGGCAGCCAGGCACAUUGGACUGAGCCUCCCUCAGCUCUACCAGCUCCUGCCCAGCGAGCUCACGCUCUGGGUGGAUCCCUACGAGGUCUCCUAUAGGAUCGGGGAGGACGGAUCCAUCUGCGUCUUGUACGAUGCCACGGCCACCAAACCCCCCAGUUCUUAUGGAGGGAUGCUCACCUGCAAGAACCAGAUGAUGCUGGGUCGUACCAGCCCUUCCAAAAACUACAUCAUGACUGUUUCCAGCUAAAAAAAAAAAAAAAAAAAAAAAAAAUCCCUGAGAAACACGACAAAAAAAAAAAAAAAUCUCCUCCUUGUCCUUACACUGCCAAGACACAGGCUACUGUAAUACCUCAAGCUGAGGAACUAUUUUUAAAAUGAAGAGCUAUUUAUAUUUUUUUUUUAAGAAAAAGCCUCCAGAAAAUCCAAAAUUAAAAUUUGGGUGCCGCUCUGAGCUGAGGCGGUGCCCCAGGUGCCUUUUCUAAAGCUGUUGCAAGCUUGUGAGUUUAUUUUUUUUUAUUGUUAUUAUUCUUGUGAAGCUGGGAUCUACCUAAUUUAGCCUUGAAUGGCAGUUUUGUGGCUGGCUUUGCUCACCUUGGAGCAUCUUGGAAAUGGGGGAUGAGGGAAUGAAGCCAGGCUGGGAAUGUCACCUUGUCACCACCCUGCUCUGCUGGUGCUGGAUUUGGUGUCACCUCAGGGCUGGGUGACCCUGGGGACAAUGAGAUUCCUGUCCUGGAUGUUCUGCAGCACAGGGGGUUUGUCCCCAGCCCUCCCCACUUCACCUGGAAGGGCUCACCUGGGUCGUGGAGCAGGGCAGGGAUGCCCUGGGAGUGUCCCCAAGGUGACUGGUGGUGGCACUGAGGGGACGUUCCUGGUGCUGCCAGCGCCCUGCUGUCACCACACGGAGCAAGGCUGCUCCAGCUGGGAAUUCCAAAGUUCUUCUGCUCCCAGGGGCUCAGCCCAGCCCUGGUGGCCUCUCAGUGUCCCCAGGGCUGCCACCUCCUCUGUGUGUCCCUUGUCCCUAAGCCUGCAGAAGUUUGGUGUGUGACGCUCCCAUUUUUGCUGCCUUUUCUCCUCAAAUCUGGAGUUUUUUUGGGGGGCUCUGUGUGGGUUUCUCAGGUUGUUUUGGGGUCCUGAUGUUGCUUUUUAAAUCCACAGCGCUUUCCCCCCCCCCCUUGCUUUGGGGAAAGGGAUUUGGGUCCCAUCUCUUCAUCAACAAAACUUUUUGCACAAUUUUAAAAUUCCUGCUGCUGUGCUCUGCCUCUUUCCUUUUCCACUCCCAGCAAUCAGGGAAGCUCCGCCCAGGUUUUAUUUGGGAUUUGGCCUUUCAACCCCAAAUUUAAGACCCCUAAAGUCCCACCUGCCUUUCCUGGGAUAUCCCACAUCCUCUGCCUUUUUCCCACCCCCUGGUGCUCCCCCAGGGAUCCUGGGAGAACACUGGACCAUGGAUGUGCUUGGUUGUAGCAAAACUUCCUGGAUUUUUUUCUCUCAGCUGAGCCUUCCACUUUUCCUGACCUGGCAAAACCAGAGCUGUUCUCACCCAGCCCGUGAUGAUUCAAGUUCUCAAGAUAUUUGUGCAAUAAAUUUCCAACUCCUGGGUGCUGUGGGACAGGAAGGAAGCUCCCAUCUGGUUCUUUAAUACAUUCAAUAAUCCAGCUCAGCAACCUAGCCCUGAAAAAAUUCAGAUUUUUUGUUUUGUUUUGGUUUUUUUUUUUCUUUUUUGCAAGCUCCCAGACCAUCAGAACUGGAAAAUCAGCCUCGAUUCUCAAAUCCUUUUAUUUUGUUGGGUUUUUUUUGUUUUGUUUUUUUUUUUUUUUUUUUUUGAAGUGUGAGGUCCUUGAGGAGAUCAGAGCAGAGUCUGGAGUUGCAUCACUUCCCUCUUCACUCGAAUUUCUCACGUCAGCAAAGCAGAAAAAAAAAAAGCACGGGGGGGAGCUUUUCCCGGGGUAAACUUGUGCAAUAGGUGACCUCACCCACAGGGCAGUGCCUGGAAAUGUCAAAAAAAAAAAAAAAAAAAAAAAACAACAAACCAGCAAAUUCCCUUUUCCAGGAAAAGGGGAUCUCAGUGCUUUAUUUUGGGAUUGCUCACUUUAACCUGCCUGAUGUGCAGAACCCACAGUGGGAGCUGCCCCGGGAGGAGCUCGGGGCAGAAUUUUGGGCAGGAUCAAAGCAGCUUGGAAGUUUAAUUCAUUCCCUCCCUUCUUCCCCUGAGAAGUUUUCCAGGAUUUUCCCACCGAAGGAGCACCCCAGACCCAAACCAGCCUCGCUCUCCUCACCCCUGGGGAUGCAGGAGCCAAAUACCCAAGGUGUCUUUUUAAUUAUUAUUAUUUAAUGAAGCUUCAAAACCAAGCCAAUGUGGGUGGAAUCCACUUCUCUCUCGUAGCUGGUGACACAAAAAGCUGUGAAUUCCUGUGCUCUUGUUGCCUUUUGUCUCCGAGCCUGAUGUGAUGUGGAUUUUGAGACCGUGUCUUUGAGGGGGUUCCUGUCUUUAUCAUUAUUUUAUUUUAUUUUUAACCAAGCUGGACUGUUGAACGGGACCUGCUUUUUUUUUUUCUUCUUUUUUUUUUUUUUUUCUUUUUUUUGUGAAAAUGGUCGAAAUUCCGUGAGGAAUUGGAGGAGGGAGCAGCUGGCUCCUGAUGUACAGUAAUGUUUUAUACCCAGAGUGUACAGAUCCCCGAUGUUUUUUUGUUACUUUAAUAAAAAUUUAGCAUUAUAACCCAACCUGCCUCGUUCCUGGGAGCUCACAGAGAACAUUUGGGAUCCCAAAAAUCCCACAGUGGGAACGUUGUGGUGGUGACUGCGAAUUUCCAGCUGCGUCACCCAGGAAAAAAAAAAAAAUUUAAAAAAUAAAAUUUGAUUACUCAACAUGCUGACUGCAAUCCUGGCCUUCCAAACUCCAGGAAUUCCAGCUGGGAAUGACUCAGAAGUGGCUGUGGGUGUCCUGCCCUUCUCUUUCUCAGGACUCUGGGCCUGGUUUAGGAUGGAAAUUUUGUGCCCCGCAUCUGCCCUCCCCAAUCCUGGCAAUAUUUGAUGGGAAUUUUGUCCACUGGGGAUUAAUGGCAGCUCCUGGUGAAGCCACCCUGCCCCUCUCAGUCCUUGCAGGGGUGAGGAAGAGGAGGGAUUGCUGGGGUGGAACCCUGGGGAGGAUGCAGGGCUUUGUCACCGCCGGGGCUGAGUCACAGCAGAUCCUGUUUUGGGUGGGGGAAAAACUCAAGAGCUGUGCCCCACUUCCCAGCCUGGACACCAGGAUUUUUUUUUUUUUUUCCUUAUUCCUUAUUUCCUUAUUUUGUGGGCCUUGUCUCAAUCAGCUUGGGUUUAUUUUGAGCCCAAUUCCCUUUUUUUUUUUUUUUUUUAAAUGGAAUUCAGGAGGGUUUGAUUCACCUGUGACCAAUUCCUUCUUCCACCAGAUCUCCUUUAAGGACCUCGGCCUUAUAUUUUUGACCCAAAACUCCAUUUUUAUGGAAUUCAGGAGGGUUUGAUUCACCUGUAACCAUUCCCUCUUCCACCAGACCUUUAAGGGCCUUGCUCUUGUAUAUUUUGGCCCAAAAUUCCAUCUUUUAGGGAAUUCAGGAAGGUUUGAUUCACCUGUGACCAUUCCCUCUUCCACCAGAUCUCUUUUAAAGGCUCUGGCUCAAUCAUCUUGGCCUUAUUUUCACCCCAAACUCUCUUUUUAUGGAAUUCAGGAGGGUUUGAUUCACCUGCCAGGCUCCCUGGGACUAUUCCCUCUACCACCAAACUUCUUUUAAGGACCUUGGCCUUGUGUUACUUUGCCCCAAAACUCCAUUUUAAUGGAAUUUGGGAUGGUUUAAUUCACCUGUAACCAUUCCCUCUACCACCAGACCUCCUUUGGGGACUUGGGCCUUGUGUUAUUUUGCCCCAAAAACUCCAUUUUAAUGGAAUUUAGGAGGGUUUAAUUCACCUGCAACCAUUCCUUUUACCACUCAAACUUCCUUUGAGGACCUUGCCUUUGUGUCAUUUUGAGCCCAAAACUCCAUUUUCAUGGAAUUUGGGAUGGAUUAAUUCACCAGCCAGGCUCCCUGUGAGUGGAGAUGCCCAAGGGGGCCACAGCCCCUCUCACCUUGGAGAGACAAACACCUCAAAAAAAAAAAAAAAAAAAAAAA